AUAAAUAGAAUGUGGACAGUGUGGACGCUAUCUUUGAUGUGCACUCAUAUUCUUUGAAUCGGCAUAUAAAUCGGCAAUAUAUAUAUAUAUAUACAUAUAUUUAUGUACGACAUACAUAUCUAUAUGUAGCUAAACUUUAUUCAUUCGAGGUCAUUAUUUAAAUAAGUACGGUCCGAAUUUAAUUUUAUUUCGUAUCUUAAAUUUAAGUUGCAGCAAUUCACUUGCAAAUUUCAUAAAUUUAAAAAAAUAUUAACUGUGAGAAUUAUACUUGAUUUUAUCGUAAGCAAUGGAGUCUGAGGGCGUGAUCGAAGAUGUGGACGUUCAAGCUAAGAUUGCUGAGCAGGAAGUUAACAAUGCGGAAGUUGAGACAGAUGGAAAAGCUCAUAAGGAUAUUAAUAAUCAAAUUGAAAACAUUAUAUCUGACAUUGAUAUCAAUAUAAAGGCGCAAGAAAAGAUAACUCAGCUCAAGGAGCAGGAGCUUCAACUCAUACAGAAGCAGCAGGAGUUGGCCAAUCAAAUACAGCAGCAACAGUUGCUGGCUCAAAGGCUCAUUGCCCAGAAUCGAUUGCAGGAACAAGAGUUGCAACAACAGCAAAUGCAACAGCAGCAACUGCCACAGCAGCAGCAGCAUCAGCAGUUCUUGCCUCAGCAGGAGGCAGCUCCAAAACUAACGCAGGAAUAUACAAAAUCUUAUAGCCGCCAAGAAGAUUCCUACGACUCAAAGGAAUCAUCAAACAUGUCGAGGACAUUUGAUUUGCGCAAAAUAUUUACUCCAGCUACCGAUGCACCCCAAAUAUUGCCCAAGAACCGAAAGCUAUAUGCCUCAUCGGCAUUUUAUUCGCCAACACUGCAUCCCACUGUGGAGGACCAGGUUGAGCUCGCUCGCCGAAUCUCACAUUCAUUGAGUGACAUUAGCAAUCAGAAAUCAAAGGGUCAAUCAAUGUAUGUGAAUCGGAAGAAACGCUCUGUUAAAUGGGUACACGAGGCUAGUGGUCAAGGAGAAGAUGAUAUAAUUGAAACGCAAUCAUUAAAUAAAGAAAAUGCCGAAUCAAAUUUGAUGAUGACGGAACUAACCAAGCCGCCGGAAAAAACGCCAUUAAAACUUGUCAUGAAUCCACGGGGUCAAAUGCGCGACUAUAACUCACUGAAAGAAUCGAUAAAUAUUGAAUCGGGCCUCUUAUCACCUGACAAUUGCGCUGAGCUAAUAACUGCGCUGCAACUGCAUAAGGGCCGAGGAGCUGAGCUCUUUGCCAAACGUCGUAGAAAGGCGGAAAAUUGGGUAGUCGAUGAGACAAAUGCCGGCAUUUACAGUCCGUCUGGUCUUCCAGAUUACCAACAAUAUCAGGCAAGACCCCCAACUUCUCCCAAUCUCCUACCCGCCUAUUCGGAUGCGGGCAAGCAUCGUGUCCAGCUAAAUCUGCAUCAGGAUCAACUGAUUGAGAAAUAUUCAAAGCCCGGCGUUCAAGUUGUGAAGUCCCCUUGGGAAGCGGCUCUUCAGACCGGUUCGGCAAGCACAGCAUUUUUGGAUGGUUCCAAUUAUCGCAGCCAGACACCAACAGCUUCACUGGCAUCACCGGUGAACUUUAAUCAGGAUGUCAUCGAUUACCACCAGGGCUUACCAUCGGCAUCCAAGUGCAGUCCAUCGCCUUGCAUCGAACAGAAUCUCUUUAAUAAAACGAAAUUUGAUACACCAAUUCAGGCGUGCAAUCCCCAGAGGGAACUGGCUUAUAAGCCAACUGUGGCCCAGGGCUGGGGCGGUCGAAACGUUGAAUUACCAAGAGAAUAUUAUUCUCAAGAGUGGGAAACCCAGAAUAUCGAUAAUAUAAAUGAAUAUGUUCUAGCUCGGAAUUCCAACGAUGACAUUCAGCAGCGGCUACAACAAUUAGAACAAUUUCAGCAAUGCUUUAUGCAACAGCAAAGAAUGGCUGCUCUUAAUAGGGAUUAUAAAAAUAUAAUAACUAUUGAUAGAGGUCAACAAUCUAAAUAUAUUAAUCCAAUAAAUAUAAAAAAUACUCUUUCAAAUACUACAACUAUGCCAGCACCAAGUAAAGUAAUAUUAACAGAGAGUGCAGCAGAUACAGACGAUGAUAUUAAUGAACCAGUUAAUGUUCGUGAAUUGAUUUAUUCAUUUGAGCAACAAUCGCUAAAAGAACAGGAAGAAUUGCGAAUAAAUCGAUGGCAAAAGCGAAUGAGCGAAGACAAUUGCGAAUUGGAAAAGGAGUUAAAUCAAAGCGAAGGCUUAUAUGUGCCCAAGGAAAUCUCAUUAUCGAGCUAUGCACCUCCGCCCGUCCAGUCGAGGGAUCAGCAGCAGCGCAGCUAUAAUUUCCCGGGCUCAACCAACGUUGACUAUUCGCAGAGCUAUCAAAAUUCGCCGACUGAGUUUCCCAUAUCGACCCCAACGAACCCAUAUUCAUCAGUGCCACCCAAACAACAAUUGUACGGCCCACAAAGUUACCAGAAGGUGCCGCCCAUCUCGAUGCAAUCAGCACCCCAGGUCAAUUUUAAUCCUUCACCAUUGUCCUUUGAUAAGUUGGCGAAAUUUCAGGAAUCGGCUCCAAAUCAACUAUAUCUGAAUGUGAACAAUCAGAUGUCAAGAUAUGGUAGCGGUGUACGCAAUGCAUCUCCAACUCCCUUUGGAUCUACUGGCAAUAUUGAUCAUCGAUCAACGCCAAUAAAAUCGCCGCAACAGCAUUUUGGCGGCUAUGGUCAGAACAUUACACACAGCGCCCCACUAACAAUGUCGCCUAAAGUGCGUUCCGCUCCAGGUCAGUGCUUUAAUAAUAGCGCACGGGGCUGGAGCGCAGGUUCGACGGUGCCCCAACGAAAUAUCUAUUGCCCAAGGGUUCCAGUUGUUGCAGAGGGUCUGCCCUAUUCUGACUUUUAAAGUAACGAAAGUUUUGGACAUUUUUUAAGCGAUUUACGAAUUACGACUUGCUUUCUAUCUUUAGUUCAACAAUAAAUCUAUAUACCAUAUAUCAAAUACCUAACGGUUUAUGUGUAUAUGCUCUUGUUAAAUAUAUACGAUAAUAUAUAUAUAUAUAUAUAUAUAUAUAUAUAUGUUUAUAUUCAUUGCGAUUGUUUAUUUGCGUCUUUUAAAUAAUAAUAAAUAAUUAUGAAAA
Messenger RNA from Drosophila grimshawi, 3119 nucleotides. Its product is annotated as mediator of RNA polymerase II transcription subunit 15. Gene Ontology annotation, biological process: positive regulation of actin filament bundle assembly. The record is from RefSeq and is a predicted model, not a curated record. NCBI's taxonomy places the organism in Eukaryota, Metazoa, Arthropoda, Insecta, Diptera, Drosophilidae. The coding region runs from base 287 to 2884 and encodes 865 amino acids. Gene Ontology annotation, cellular component: actin cytoskeleton; nucleus; Z disc. The transcript is spliced from 11 exons. Gene Ontology annotation, molecular function: actin binding.